AGUACAACGCGCCCCCUCCGGGCCAACAGCAGCAAUAUGGUCAGCCGCCGCAGCAGCAGCAACAGUACGGGCAGCAGCCAAUGGGCGGUGCACCGCAAGAUUCGCAACAGUACAUACAGCAGCUAGAACAAGCGAUCCGCGAGCAGGGUCUUGAGAGGUUCUACGGUCCAGGCACACCUGGUGCACAAAAGAUACCAGCAAUUGCUGCACGCGCUGGACAGCAGGUCGACCGUCUCUGCCAGGCUUGGCGCAUCCAGAGAGAGAUCGCCGUGGAUAUCGUUCGCUUGGCGCUCUACGAUGUGGUACUGUACAUCGACGAUAGCGGCUCCAUGUCGUUUGAGGAGAACGGUGAACGUAUCAAAGAUCUCGAGCUUAUCAUGCAACGCGUGGCAUUUGCUGCGACGUUGUUCGAUGAUGACGGCAUUGAAGUCCGCUUCAUGAACGACGACUCAAUCCCAGUGAAUGCGCUCUCCGGCAUUCGUUCUGAGCAGCAAGUUCAGCAGCUUCUUGCCAACAAGCGCUAUAAGGGCCUGACGCCAUUCGGCACCGAGCUGCGCAAGAAGAUUAUCGAUCAAUUGCUUAUUCCCAGGCUGCGUGGACAGAUGCAGAAACCUCUACUCAUCAUCGCCAUCACAGACGGACAACCUGCCGGCGAGAACCAGAACGAGCUUACCGAGACGGUGCGCUAUGCUAUCGACCAAGUACGCCGCUCUCCCUACGGUUCCGGUGCAGUGGCGUUCCAGUUCGCACAAGUCGGCAAUGAUCAAAAGGCUACGGAGUUCCUCGCUAAGCUUGACAAUGACCCGAUGGUAGGAAAGGACGUUGACUGCACGUCGAACUACGAGAACGAGUCCGCCGAGAUGGCAAGGGCCCAGCCACCCGUUGACCUUACGCCUGAUCUCUGGAUGAUGAAGCUUAUACUUGGCGCCAUCGACCACAGCUACGACAGCAAGGAUGAGAAGGCGGGCAUGGCGCCCGGUCUAGGCAUGCCACCACGUCCUCCUCAGCAGCAAGGCGGUUACCCCCCGGGUCCACCGGGACAAGGCUACGGCCAGCAAGGCUAUGGUCAGCAGCCUCCAAGGUAUUAGGACUACUAUGAUGAUGCUAAGAGGUUCUGGAUGUGAUUGACGGCAUCGUGGCAUUUCCAUUCGAACAAGAGACCGAGCGCCAGCGCUACGCCUGUUAGUGCGCUGAGCUUUAUCCUCCAGUUCAAGGCAAAGCGUUGUACCCUAGCUUGCCAGACAGCUCCCAUAAAACGAAAAGUUGCCCACCCUCCAUCACGGCUUAGGCACGGUGUCAUGUCGGUGCGCUCAUGGUUUUGCGUUGUUCAAAAUCCAGAUGGAAGACUGCAUCAACUGUAUCGAGUCUUUUCCACAGCGAAUCA
This is a messenger RNA of Baudoinia panamericana UAMH 10762, 1384 nucleotides long. RefSeq lists its product as uncharacterized. The record is from RefSeq and is a predicted model, not a curated record. Lineage: Eukaryota; Fungi; Ascomycota; Dothideomycetes; Mycosphaerellales; Teratosphaeriaceae. The transcript is spliced from 3 exons. The coding region runs from base 81 to 1088 and encodes 335 amino acids.